AUGGAGACUACAAUGCGUGUUCGGAGCGGAAUACCUUUCUUCACGUUGUGUAGUGCUUUACCAGAAUUGCUGAAUGGGUGGGCAGUGUUCAAAAUAGCUCGCUUAUGUCGCGCAGCCCGCGACGAUGCAACCACCGCUGCACUCCCUUCCUUACGUACUGCGUUGUGUAAGCUGGCAGCUAUAGCAGUAUAUUUGGAAAGACAACAGGAUCUGCAAAUGCCGGGGUUCGAACCCGAUGACGCGCUGGUUGUACACAUGUAUGCGCUGUUCCAUUGGGAUCCGCCAAACCACACAGCGCUGUGUGCAAGAGUUAGGCAGCUCAUGGCCAACAGCUUCAACUUUUACAAUGACAUCGGCAAUGAUUUCAGCCUUUGGACAGCAGCUCAUCCAACCUUUACCGGCAUGUCGCCGCUAGCAAUGAUGCAGCAUAUGAAUGACCACCUGAAGGAUUGCGCGGUCUUCAAACGGUUUUUGGAGCUGCUGGCGGAGAGCCACGCUGAUUUCGUGUACUCACCGUGCGUGGCCAGUGGCGGGGCCCACCCUUCCCAAUGUACAGGGCCGGGGCUCAUCAUCGCCUUGCGCUGCGGCACCCUGUCAGCAGCCUUUGGUCUGCGUUAUGCGCAGAGUACUUAUCACAAGAAAAUUUAUUGGCCGUGGGUUGCAUCACUGAACACACCCAGCAGGACUUCAUGA
Cladocopium goreaui is the source of this 693-nucleotide messenger RNA. The record is from the annotation of a GenBank genome assembly. Lineage: Eukaryota; Dinophyceae; Suessiales; Symbiodiniaceae.